This is a messenger RNA of Mytilus californianus (California mussel), 2568 nucleotides long. RefSeq names its product protein TRC8 homolog. Gene Ontology annotation, biological process: ERAD pathway. The transcript has 2 exons. The record is from RefSeq and is a predicted model, not a curated record. Gene Ontology annotation, cellular component: endoplasmic reticulum; endomembrane system. NCBI's taxonomy places the organism in Eukaryota, Metazoa, Mollusca, Bivalvia, Mytilida, Mytilidae. Gene Ontology annotation, molecular function: ubiquitin protein ligase activity. The coding region runs from base 21 to 1997 and encodes 658 amino acids.
UUAAAACUGACAGAUCGAUCAUGUCGUAUUUCAGACAAUUUAAACAUUUUUCCAAUGUUCUGAUACGAAUACCACCUCUAUUUAUAAUUGAUAGUUUAUUGAAUGGUUCAUUGUUGAAAGUUGUAUAUCAGAGUGUUCAUCCAGAGUAUAGUUUGUAUCCAAUAACCACAUGGACACAGUUGUUUCAAUGGCUAGCUACGUCUUUCACCAUUUUAGUAUUAGCAGUGAUGUUGUUUGUUGCAGCCAGAAAUCAUUUGAUAGAACUGUACAACUAUGUAUUGGUGGGUGUUAUACUGAUGGUGUCAUAUCACUGGAAUCUAAACUUUGUUGUUACAAUUUAUAAAGAAGAAGUGGAACAGAAUGAGCCAUAUCAUAAAGAUUUGUAUGAUAUACUUCAGUCAGACUUCAAUGGUAUAAUGAAAAAUAUCAUUAUUCAAAUCUGUGUAGCAGUUGCAUUUUUGACUGCUUGGGAGUUCCGUCAAACAAGCUUGAGGAGAAGCUACGUAUACUUAGAAGGUGAUAUACUGAAUACUUUACUGAAAUCAGCAGUAUCAUUCUCAAUGAUAUUCCCAAUCAUUGUGAGAGCUAUUUAUCAAGAUUUUAUUGUUCUUCUCUGGUCACCAGUACUGUCAAUGAUUAUACCAUUGGCAAUUUUAGUCAAGCACAUUAUGGAUUCAUUGUCAACAUUACGUAGAUUUACAACAAGAAUUGUGCUCCUUACUAAAAUGAAAAUACAUAAUUUAGGGAUUCAGACCUUUUUAGAAGAACAAUGGAUUCGUCUUCAAGUACCAAGAGUCCUUCGUAUGUUUUGGAUAUUACGUCUUACAGUUCAAGUAAGCCUACUGUACUCAAGAAUAUCUCAGGAUGAUUUUGAUGAACUAGAUCAAGAAAAUUUAGGGAAAUUCUUUUUGAAGAAGUUAUUGGCUGAUAGCUGUGACACAUUUGUAUCAUUAUUAGGCCUAACAAGUAUUAUCUCAUAUAUUGCUCAUUAUAUUGGUCUCUUUAUGGCAUUUUGUGUGGGAUCAAACACAGAAGAGGAUCGAAGCAUGGGGACUGUGUCAGCCAUUUUGUUUUUCAUCCUAGCCUUACAAACAGGUCUCACAGGACUUGAUCCUGACAGUCGCCUAAUUCGAUUGGCCAAAAAUACUUGCCUACUAUUUACAGCAAUGGCACAUUUUGUUCACAGUAUGAUUCAUCCAGUUCUGAUGUCUUUGAGUGCAUCUAAGAAUCAGAAUGUUAUCAGUCAUGUCAGGGUUCUUUCAAUGUGCCUUUUCUUGAUCGUUUUUCCAAUAGUGUUACUUAUAUAUCUUUGGAGUCAUUACACUGCUAAUACAUGGCUGUUAGCAGUCACUGCAUUCAGUAUUGAAGUUAUGAUGAAAGUCUUUUUCUCCUUAUUGACAUACAUUUUAUUUAUGGUUGAUGCAUACAUGGAUGUAUUUUGGGAGAAGUUAGAUGACUAUGUCUACUACAUCAAAGCAACUGGAAAUACAAUGGAGUUUAUGUUUGGCAUUUUUCUUUUUUGUAAUGGAGGUUGGAUAAUUAUCUUUGAAUCUGGUGGUAUUGUUCGAGCUGUUAUGAUGUGCAUACAUGCUUACUUUAAUAUAUGGUGCCAAGCCAAAGAAGGCUGGAAAGUGUUCAUGAAGAGGAGAACUGCUGUUCAUAAAAUAAAUUCACUUCCAGAAGCUACAGAAGAACAGUUGGAAGAAUUAGACGAUGUUUGUGCCAUAUGUUAUCAAAGUUUAACAAGUGCAAGAAUUACUCAUUGCAAUCACUACUUCCAUAAUGUUUGCCUGAGAAAGUGGCUUUAUGUUCAGGACAAUUGUCCACUUUGUCAUAAGCUGAUAUAUCAGCCUGUUGUUAGUACUUUAGCCAAAACAGAUUCUUCACAAAAUAUAGAACAACAGGCACAGAAUCCACAAUUACAAGAACAUUUAAGACAAGAGUUAGAAGAACAGCAGGUUCUGAAUCUGGGUAGAGAUGGUGCUGCAGAACAGUGAACUGAUAUGAUAUUCAUAUUGCUAUUUAUUUUCAUAAAAUUCUGCAGUCAUUAUGUAAAUGGAAAGCUGAUUUUUUCAAACUCGUGUUGCUUGAGAUGUUGAAUUGAAUGUAUUGAAUAAUUAACUCAUUUUCAAGAUUAUAAAUAAGCUGUCUGAUACAUGAAUGCACAUUACACAGGUUUUGGGUUACUUUAUUCGGAUUUCAUUGCAUUUUUUCAAGAAGGUUUUGUAGAUUCAUUUUUCAUGGUUCACAUACAUUUUGUAUGCAAGUUUUCAUAUACAUGUAUGUACAUUUACAUGUUUUUCGUGGAAGUGUACAAAAUGUUUUAAAAAUGCAAAAUUGAAUAUUCAGCAAAAUGAGUUUUCAGCUUUUUUUAAAAUUUUAAAUUAAGAAAAAAGGUUAGAGUAAUUAGUUUCAGUCACAGUAUCAAUUUUUUUUCUCCAAAACUUUAAUAGAAAUAACAAAGGAAAUCAGUGAUUCAAAUAUCAGGUAAGUUGUAAGAGAUUUAUAUACGCAUGCUUGUAUGAUUACAUGAUAUGUCAUAAUAUUGUUUAUUUUUAGUACAGGCUU